GGGGCUUGUAGUUAAAGUGCUUGUAGAUACAUUUCUCGCUUUUACGUCCUCUUUUUAAUGCUUAUCUUCUCACAUUCGGAGCAGCAGACCUUUCCCAAAUGAGUGGCGCAGAUUGGAGCGGUUUACGCGGCGUUGGUGCGUAAACCAGAUAAUUUAUCUGCGUAAAUCACGUCCCUCAGCCUCAGCACGGAACUGCGUCACUUUUCGGCGAUGUAGCUUUAGCCUGAGCCGCUCCAGUGACAAGUCUAGAGGAUGUCUGAGCAGACGGUGGAGGACUACCUGUAUCAGAACCCUCAGGUGAGACAGUGGGCGGAGUCUCUGAGAGGCAUCUGUGAGACGGUCAAACAGUGGAAUGCUCGGAGAACAUUCAUUCUACAGAACAUGGACCGACUCGGACUCGGAACAGAACCAGGACUCAUCCCAGAACCAGGACCAAAGCUGGACCAACUCCUGGCUCUGUCCAUGGUCUGGGCCAACCACGUCUUUAUGGGCUGCAGAUACCCAGACUCUGUGAUGGAGAGAGUGUUGAAAAUGGCUGAAGGGAUCGAGAUCCGAGAUGCUCCUCAGUUCACCACCAGAGAUCAGCUCAUGUUCAGAAACAAGAGGACCCUGCCCCCCUCGACAGGGGAAGACAGUUGUGUGAAACGGCCCAAACCUGAAACUUCAGACUCUAGUCCUGCACCUGCAACAUUCAACACUCAUCAAAAGUGUGGGCCCUCACCUCAGGCUCCGGUCCUGCUCCAGCCUUUCUUUAAUCGCCUGUACAAAGCCGUGUGCUGGAGACUGGUCUCAGCUGGAGGACUCGGACCAAACCUGGACCACUUUGAGGUCCUGAGAGUUUGUGUGGAGUCGUGUAAGGAGGUCCUGAGCUGUGUCCUAGUCCCUCUGAAGGAGAUCACGGGUUUGCCAGCAGGACGUGCCCAGAAGGAGGGCCACGUGUGUGAGCUGCGCUGCCAAGGAGCCUACCUAGGCACCGGGUAUGGCAGAGACGAGGCGGCGGCGCGGGCGAUGGCGUCCAAAGAGGCGCUCAAAGUUUUCCAGGGACGAAAAGUGGUUGUCAAAAUUUGUCGCCGAAAGUUCAAAGGUCGCGAGGUGGACGACCUGAUGCUAUUGGACGAUCAACCGCGGAGUCAAGGCUUCCCUCCAGCGCUGAGUUACCCAUUCAGCCCCGAGUACAGUGAGGAGAGCGGCUCGUAACAGGACAAACACAGCAUGUAAUUGGCAAUUUAGGGUCAAAUGCAAAAACAACCAUCAAACCAACGCCACAGCUCAGAAAGGAGAGCAUCUCGUAACGGGGCAAAUACAGCUCAUAAUGGAUGAUUAAUGCAAAAUAUCAAACCAGGUCAAAACCAUGUUUAUAGCAAAGUGGGUCAAACGGAACAGACACACUAGUGCCAGACUACAGGAAGUCAUGUCUUAGUUUUAUAUCCAAUCCAUCCAAAGUUCUACAGGACAUUUUAUAAACAUGACAGUUUCCAAAGUGCUGCACAGGCAAAUUAAAGAGGGGGUAUUAUGCAAAAUUUAUUAUUUAUUUAUUAUUUUUUUCCCUACCAUGUUACAACAUUCCCUUGUCAAAAACAUGCCUGACUAGGUUUUAGUUGUCAUCUAUGCAUGUUAGAGUAUUAUUCCAACCCUUCUUGUGGUUUGUCUAUACAAAGCUCCGCCCACAAGCCUUCGUCACCCAUACUCCCUCAUGUCAAUUCUUCAUAAAUAUACAAAAACAUGAUGCAGAACUGUACACAACAAGUUGACAAAUCUGAUGUAAUGCGCAGUAGUUUCAUUAGUGAGAUGCACACUGAUUGUGUUGUGAUAGCACUCUGUGGGGGAGUGACUUGAAAACAUGUUUUCAGCAAACAUAGCAUUUUCAAAACAAGAAAAGGUAACAUGGUUAUCUAAAUGUUUUAUGUAUUAGCAGUUAUUACCCCAUAGAAGUAAAUAUCCCCUCUUUACUAAAAUAGUAAAUAAAAUAAUAACUUAAAAGCAUUAAAAUAUGCAAUGCUAAAAAUGGUUCAAACACUUUUAUAGUUAGAUUGGUUUUUGAAAAGACAACACAGGCAUGAUGUUUGGCUUUGUCAUGACAUGUUUCUGUGAACAGCUGACACGUCUGGGACACAUCUGGGACACACCUCCAGGGACCGGUAGGAGGCACCUGUCAGAUCAGGGGAUGGAGCCAGUCUAGCAACUGUCAGGGCCGUUAGAUUGGCCACAUCCAGGAACAUGAGCUGAUUAAAAGUGACACAUCGCAGCAGUCUGUUCACUAAAACAUUUUAAACAAACCUAAUAUUUGUCUACAAAAGGACAAUCGGAGCUGUGUUCAGGGGUCACUAGGUUAGGGAGGGUCAGGGUACUGGGUCAAAUGCAGCACAGACAGUUGAACACAAGAGGCACAGAGCAGGUCUUGAAGGCUUCAAAGGAGACCACAAAAAGACACAUUCAGAAGGUUAGGACUGAUUUAUUUUAAGCAAAUAAAUUAUUACUACCUAUUACUAAUAUUUGACUGGGAUUUUUACAUUAAACAUUGAGUAGAGUUUCAGAUUCAGUUUUGUCAUGUGAUCAAUCUGAUGCUGUAGUACACCUGACCUCUGAAUUCACCAUACGUUCAGCUGAGGUGAGGUGAGGUACAGUGAGGUGGACUGGAGUUUUUUAUGUCCAGAUUUGUCCUAAAUAAAUGUCUCAUGAGGGACGCUGCAGAGAGUCAACAGGAUGACACCCAAAUCUCAAACUGAUUCAGAUGACUUUCUUUUUUUUUAAAUGCACAGAUGAUGCGUUCAUGUUGUUGUCUUGUAUUUUAAACAGUCAUAUUUUAUUAUAUUUUUGACUUUUUAGUGACUUAAAAAUUACAUAUUUAAUUUUUUUGUUCAUGACAAGGGGUCAGUAGUGUGUGUGAUAUAAGACCCAAUGACCAUGUGAUGUCUGGAUUCGGUCCUUUGCUCUGAGGAAUAAACACUGUUUUCUGCCUACACUUUAGUUAACUUAUUCCUACAUUUCCCGUGAUGCUUCUGCUGUGUGACCCCCCUGCUUUUAGUGGUUGAAGUCUGUUAAAAAGCAUUUUAUAUGUCCACAUUCUUUAGUUAUGUUCAUGAGUUCUGUUCAUUUAAUGUGUUUCACCAAAAUAUUUCUAUAUUUUGUUUAAAAUGUGAAAUAAAUGUUUCCUAUUUUUCA
Periophthalmus magnuspinnatus is the source of this 3162-nucleotide messenger RNA. It is a transcript of the gene cdkn2aip, whose product is annotated as CDKN2A interacting protein. Bases 253 to 1197 code for a protein of 314 amino acids. Gene Ontology annotation, cellular component: nucleoplasm; nucleolus. NCBI's taxonomy places the organism in Eukaryota, Metazoa, Chordata, Actinopteri, Gobiiformes, Gobiidae. The record is from RefSeq and is a predicted model, not a curated record. The transcript has 6 exons.